ACAAAGAGCAGCAGCAGCAUGAGCAGCUUCCAGCCACAAUGGUGAGGAACAACAGCUGUGGAACAAAGCCGCCACUUUCCAGAAGCCUAGGCCUCCAUAAAGAGGCACGCGCUGGCAGCCGGUGCCGUUUCGCUGGGAGGCAGUGAGAGAGUCAGAGUGCUGCAGUGCAGCGAUGUCUGUGGGCGAGUAGCAGUACCCCGUCAGAUCACCAGAACCGGGACAGGCAUGCCUCUGCCAAGACGCCGAUCCUCCAUCCUGGGCCAGACCAGCGCGGAGCGGCCGGGCGGUGUCGGGCGGGUGAGCGCGGGUGGCACCGCGGCGCCUCGGGGUGUAUUCGUGGGCACCGCACCCCCCACCGUGACCCAAACGCCCACUAACCUGGGUGCACGCGUGUCCCGCAGGGCGCUGGGAAUCAGCAGCGUCUUUCUGCAGGGCCUGCGGAGCACCACCAGUGCCCCUGUGCUGCCCCAGCCCCGAGACCGGGCCCACCAGCAGCUGGGAUUCGACAGCCUCAACUGCUGCCUGCUGGAGUACCGCGACAAGGUCCGGGCCCUGGAGGAGCUCAACCAGCAGCUGGAGGAGCAGAUCCGCAGCUACCUUGAGCGCAAGGCCUCCAGCGCAGAGACAUGGGGAGCCCUGCGACACGAGUGGGAGGACGUCUACAGACAGGUGAGUGAAGCCAUCCUGAGCAAUGCCCGACUCAUGCUGCAGACUGAGAACGUUCAGGCCAAUGCUGAGGACCUGAAAGACCGGUUUGAGAAUGAGCAGCCUUUCCGGAAAGCAGUGGAGGAGGAGAUCAGCUCACUCUAUAAGGUCAUUGAUGAUGCUAACCUCACCAAGAUGGACCUGGAGAACCAGAUCGAGUCCAUGAAGACAGAGCUGAUAGACCUUGCCAGAAACCACGAGGAGGAUGUCAGAGUUCUGUAUAAUCAGAUGGCCGGUCGUGAAGUUGACGAACCCGAUGCCCCGAUUGAGACGAGUUUGGAACAGAUCCUGGCCUAUAUCCGAACGCACUGGGAGAAGGUUAUUGAGAGGAACCGUGCAGAGACUGAUGCGUACCUGGAGUGUAAGCAGGCUGAGUGUGUGAACAGUAAGCUAAGUCGAGAGGAGGCGGAGCUGGAGAGUCUGAAGGCAGAGUGUAAUGAGGCUAGUGCCAAGAUCCAGAGCCUACAGGCCGAGACUGAGUCCACGAGGGCCCUGAAACGAGGCCUGGAGAACUCCCUGAACGACGCCAAGCACUGGCACGAUAUCGAGCUGCAGAACCUGGGCUCUGUGAUCGGGAAGCUGGAGGCGGAGCUGUCCGAUGUGCGCGGGGACAUCGAACAGCAGCGCCGUGACUUUGAGACCCUCCUCAACAACAAGACCAGGCUUGAGAUGGAGAUUGGAACAUACCACGGAAUCUUGGAUGGGGAGGAGAGUAGAUACCACCCUGCAAUGAGCCCAGGUGGAUCUGCAGUGCCAGAGGGGGCACCUACUCCUUCUUGCGUCCCACAGCCUGAAGGUUCUAAAGAAAAAGUGAAGAAAUAAACCCCACUUCUGCGCAGAAGUCUCCAAAAAUGCUUGAUUUCCAUUUGCAUGCCUUCAUUUCUGCACUACUGCUCGUAUAGAUUUCCCUGCUACUUCAAUUGUUGGAAGUUUGAUGGUUUGAGAACAAUAAACAAAUCCCUCACAUUAA
Astyanax mexicanus (Mexican tetra) is the source of this 1675-nucleotide messenger RNA. It is a transcript of the gene bfsp2, whose product is annotated as beaded filament structural protein 2, phakinin. The record is from RefSeq and is a predicted model, not a curated record. Gene Ontology annotation, molecular function: structural molecule activity. Lineage: Eukaryota; Metazoa; Chordata; Actinopteri; Characiformes; Acestrorhamphidae. Bases 226 to 1527 code for a protein of 433 amino acids. Gene Ontology annotation, cellular component: intermediate filament. The transcript is spliced from 8 exons. Gene Ontology annotation, biological process: intermediate filament organization.